This is a messenger RNA of Mesocestoides corti, 1437 nucleotides long. Lineage: Eukaryota; Metazoa; Platyhelminthes; Cestoda; Cyclophyllidea; Mesocestoididae. The record is from the annotation of a GenBank genome assembly.
AUGUCCGGCUCUGUUGUCCUGUUUGCGUUCCUUCUUUUCUUUGGAGCUGCUUUCGCAGGCGAUGACUCCAAAGUUCUUGUCCUCAGUGAAAGUAAUUUUGACGAAACAAUCAAAGCACACAAAUUUAUUCUCGUUGAGUUUUAUGCCCCAUGGUGUACUCACUGUCAGAGACUCGAACCGGAGUACAAUAGAGCCUCUCUAAUUCUUGAAGAGGAGAAUUCUGAAAUUAAGUUGGCGAAAGUUGACGCGACGAAGGAAACUGAUCUCGCUUCCAAAUACGAGGUCCGGGGCUAUCCCACGAUCAAGUUAUUCAAGGAAGGGAGUCCUGUUGAUUUUAAUGGUGAACACACUGCAGAAGGCAUUGUCAACUGGCUUAAAAAGAAGACUGGUCCCGCUGUCAUCACAGUUGAAAGUGUUGAGGAAUACGAAGACAUCAUAGACAAAAAUAAAUUCGUUGUUGUCGGUAUUGCCAAGGACGUAGAUUCAGAUGAAUGGAAAGUCCUCCAUGAUGUAGCAUCUAACUCGGAUGAGGUAUUUAUACGUCCUACAGCUCAGAGUGUCCUUGACAUGUUUAACUACAAGGAUGGCUUGAAAAUUUUCGAUGAUCCCACCAUCGUAUAUGAUGGCAAAUUGACGGUUGAGGAGUUAAGCAAGUUUAUAAAAACUGAAAAGGUCCCACUGGUUACUGAGUUUAACGAAGAGACAUCUGUUAUUAUUUUUGGAAGCGACAUCAAAAGACACAUUCUUGUUUUCAUGAGUAAGAGCUAUGACGGCUAUAAAGCGUACAUGGAUGUCCUGAAGAAGAUUGGCGUUGAAUUCCGCGGUCGUGCCCACGUUGUUCUGAUCAAUACCGAGGAGGAAAGUCACGAACGCAUUCUCGACUUCCUUGGCGUCAAGAAGGAGGAAUGUCCUACUUAUCGCGUAAUUGAACUUGAUGAAUCUGUUGUGAAGUUCAAACCUGAGGUUGCUGAGUUUACUUUCGAAUCCAUCAAAAGAUUUGUUGAUAAUGCCAUCGACCGGAAGAUACCACCAUACCUCCAGUCCCAAGAUGUUCCUGCUGAUUGGGAUGCUGAGCCCGUUAAGGUGCUUGUCGGCAAGAAUUUUGACUCGGUUGCACGCGAUAGGUCAAAGGCUGUUUUCGUCGAGUUCUACGCUCCCUGGUGUGGUCAUUGCAAUCGGCUAAAGCCUAUUUGGGAUGAGCUUGGAGAGGCCUACAAGGACCACCCAGAAGUCAUCAUUGCCAAAAUGGACGCCACUGCAAACGAAUUGAGUGAAAUUAAGAUUAGCAGCUUCCCUACUAUUAAGCUUAUCCCGAGGAAUAGCGACGAGGUUCUUGAGUAUAACGGAGAACGGACGGUUGAAGCAUUUAAAGCCUUCAUUGAAAAAGAGGGUGGACUGACAAAAUCCACAGACGAAAAGGUGAAAGAAGAAUUGUAG